UCGCGUGGUGUUCUCCCAUGUUGAGAUAAUUCGGUGUGUUCGGGUGGAGGAUUUUCAAUAAUCCGGUUAGAAUCGGACCCGGUUCUGUUCGGUUCUGUUCGGUGAGGAGUCGGAGCGGAGAGAGGAGCGCACUCAGGGGAGAAAGCGCUCGGUACUGCGGCUGGUUGCUGUUUGAUCAGGCGCUGGUGAGCUGUAGAGCAGAUCGGGCUGAGUACAGCAGACAUGGCCACUCAGGUGGAGACUCUGCUGCCCAGUAAUGCCCUCCUGCACCCGGAGGAUCCGGACAAUCCUGCCGCCCUGGAGCAGCCGGGACCCGAGGCAGAACCGGAGCCCGAGCCGGGCGGUGAGGAGAGCAAGCAGCAGCAGGAGAAGGAGAACGUGGAGAGCGCGCAGGACGGGAGGAAGAAAGAGCUGAAGGAGGCGCCUCCACCCAGAGUUAAUCCCUGGACCAAGAAGCUGAACGCGGUCAGCAUGAACGGACAGAACCCGCCGCCAGAACAAACGGCUCCAGCGAAGGUGGUGAGAGCAGGAAACCCUCGACCCCGGAGAGGAGCAAAGGUCGGUGAUUUUGGUGAUGCCACCAACUGGCCGACACCUGGAGAAAUCGCCACCAAGGAGGUGCAGGUGGGUAAGAAGGUGAUGGUGAAGAGAGAGAGUAAGGAGAAGAGGGAGAGCGAGGAGAGCAAGGAGAACCAAAAGGCCAAAUCUGAUGAUUCAGGAGAGGAGAAGAACGGAGAGGAGGACUCUCAGAAGAACUCUCAGCGCAGGAGAGGUGAGGAUAUUAAUCCAGCGGAGAUGUUGAGAUGUUUCGACCCGAGCAGGUCCAGAUAUUCAUCAGCGAUUCCGUACGUUACAGGAAACAAGCACCGCUGGGUUCCUCUGAUGAUCGAGGUGAAGUCUGAGGGACCUCGAGAACGUUCGGCCUCCAGGAACAACGCCCGGCAGGGAGAGACGUCCAGGGCUCACCACAACACCAGGAACGACCUCAGAGACUGGCACAGCGGCAAGUACGAGCGAGAGUUCCGAGACGACCACGACGAGGUCUCGAGCGUGAAGAGUGACGGCGCUCCGUUCCGCGGAGGAUUCAGAGGUAGAGGACGAGGACGCGGCCGAGGAAGAGGACGAGGUAGAGGAGGAAGAGGUCAUUACGAUUACCAGUACGGACAUAAGUUCGAGGGGAAGGACGGCGCGUGCGAUUCUAAAUACUCCAGCACGGUGACCUAUUACUACGACAGCAUGAGCAGCAGCGAACUCUACAGCGUGGAUCAGGAUCUGCUGAAGGAGUACAUCAAGAGACAGAUCGAGUAUUACUUCAGCGUGGGGAACCUGCAGCGUGAUAUAUUCCUGAGGAGGAAGAUGGACGAGUUUGGCUUCCUGCCCGUGGCGCUUAUCGCCAGCUUCCACCGCGUGCAGGCCCUCACCACCGACAUCAACCUCAUCCUGGAGGCUCUGAAGGACAGUAAUGAGGUGGAGAUCCUGAACAUGAAGAUCAGGUGUAAGGAGGAACCGGAGAAGUGGCCUCUUCCUGGAUUGACGGUUCCUGAACACACACACACCGAUUUCUCGCAGCUCAUCAACUGUCCCGAGUUUAUCCCUCGCACCGGCGCCGACGGCCACCCCCCCGGGACAGGUUCUUCCCGGACCCUGCUGGAGCAGAAGCAGGAUGAAGUCUCCAACCUGAAGACGAUGCCCAAGGGUUUAUCGGCCAGUCUGCCUGACCUGGACUCGGAGUGCUGGAUCGAAGUGAAGAAACGCCCUCGUCCCUCCCCCGCCCGCCCCAAGAAGCUGGAGGAAAUUCGGACCGCCCUGAUCCCGGGGAAUCCGGACGAACCCGAGGAGCUGGACUUCCUGUUCGACGAGGAGAUGGAGGCCAUGGACGGGAGGAAGAACACCUUCACCGAGUGGUCGGACGAGGAGUCGGACGGAGAGAUCGACGACAUAGACCUCAACAAGAUCCUGAUCGUGACCCAGACCCCGCCGUACCUGCGCAAGCACCCGGGCGGAGACCGAACCGGCAACCACGUGUCCCGCUCCAAACUCACCAACGAGCUGGUGAAGGUCAUUAACGACGGGCUCUUCUACUACGAGCAGGACCUGUGGCACGAUUCGUACGAGCCCGAGUACGCCACCAUCAAGCAAGAGGUGGAGAACUUUAAGAAGGUGCACCUGAUCAGCCGUGAGCAGUUCGACUGUCUGACCCCUGAACCCCCCAUCGACCCCAACCAGGAGGUCCCGCCCUGCCCGCCACGCCCACAAAACAUUCCUACAGAUGAUCUGGCCAAUAAGCUGUUCGGCGCCCCGGAGCGCUCAGCCGUGGCGCGCUCUCUACCCACCGCCGUGCCCGACUCGCCCGGAUACGGAGCGCCGCACCCGCCCCACACGCCCCGCACCCCACGCUUCAAACACAACACACACACGCCUCGCUUCUACCCCGUCAUCAAGGAUGGACGACCUGUCGAUGCCAAGACGCCCCGUAAGAGAAAGACGCGCCACAGCUCCAAUCCACCGAUGGAGUGCCACGUGGGCUGGGUGAUGGACUCUCGGGAGCACCGGUCACGGACCGCCUCCGUCAGCUCGAAUGCCAGUCCGUCAGAGGGCACACCCGCACUGGGGAACAUCGGCUGCACCCCUCAGUCUCUGCCCAAGUUCCAGCACCCCUCACACGAGCUGCUGAAGGAGAACGGCUUCACCCAACACGUCUACCACAAAUACAGAAGACGCUGUCUCAACGAGAGGAAGCGGUUGGGGAUUGGUCAGUCUCAGGAGAUGAACACACUCUUCCGUUUCUGGUCGUUCUUCCUGCGUGAUCACUUCAACAAGAAGAUGUACGAGGAGUUCAGACAGCUGGGGGUGGAGGAUGGCAAGGAGGGGUACAGGUACGGGUUGGAGUGUUUGUUCCGUUAUUACAGUUACGGACUGGAGAGAAAGUUCAGACCCGAGGUCUUCAAAGACUUCCAAGAGGAAACCGUCAGAGAUUAUGAAGCAGGUCAGCUGUACGGUUUGGAGAAGUUCUGGGCCUUCCUGAAAUACUCUAAAGCCAAGACUCUGGAGAUCGACCCCAAACUGCAGGAGUACCUCAGCAGGUUCAGACGCCUGGAGGACUUCAGAGUGGACCCUCCCAUGGACGAGGGGCGCAAACGCCACGCCUCCGGCGGUGAGGGGCGUCGCCGCUACCCCUCCCAGUCCUCCGGACGCAACGCCUUCGAUUCCCAGCCCGGACCCAGUUCUGCUUCCAAACCAAACUAACCCAGUCCAGUCCACCUCUCUCUCUCUGCGGCGGCCCAUUACCCAUAAUCCUCUGCUGCUUGGGCUUGACUUCACCCAAACAUCAUGCAAAAACUGAGCGGCGGCGGCGCCGAGGGAGAAUCGAUCCAGCUCUUCCGUUAUUAUUACAUCAUCAUUCAGAUGGAGAGAGGCGCUGCUGCGUUCCUCUCAGAACUUCCUUCAUUUCUCGUGGUACCAUAAGUAUACGGACGCCGGAUUCAGCCUGAGAUGGAGCGGCUGAACGAUGGGCGAUGUGUUAUUAUUAUUAUUAUUAUUAUUAUUCAGUUUGUUUGAGGGAUGAAGACGGAGAGGAGGAUUUAAUCCCUCACAGAUCUUUCACCGUUUCCAUCCUGAUGAGGAUGAUGAUGAUGAUGAAGAUCCAGUUGCCUUAUUAUUCUGGUUUUCUGUCUCGUGCCACUGUGAUCCCCGCCGCCAUCGCCAUGCCAACGUCGUCCUGACCCUCUCGACCGCGCUGUGGUCCAGCGUUUUCCUCUCGUCUUCCGUGUGAUUGUGCUCUGUUCUGCUCGAUCGUUUCCAGCGUCGUGCUUUUUCGUGGUCGAUCGUUUACGGAACGAAGUUUCGUUACUCAUCCGAUUACUUGAAGAUCGAGGAAAGGAAAAGCUGCAGCUGCUGGUGCUCAUAGACCUCACAGCUCACAUAAUAAAGGGAUUAAAACACACAACAUUAAAACCUUUAAAACAGCUUCUGAGAAGCCACGCCCACUAGUGUUGGCACGACCGAGGGCCCCGGGUUCCGGCCAGCACGGGGCCCCGAUGGAGACAGGCAGGAACCCUAUCCUGGACUCUGCGUACAUGCUGCCCUCCGAUCAAUCUACCCUCUGCAGUGCUGGGCGCGUGGCACAGACUAGCACAGGCCACGCCCCCCUGUGUUCUGAUUGGUUAAGCUGAGGAUUGUGUAUUUGCCUUAUAUGUUUAAUUAUUUAGUUUUAUCGUUCCUGCUAUUUUAACCCUUUUAAUUUUGCUGUAUCGUAGCUUCGGUUGCGCGUGAGAGGAGAGAAACGUCGCUUUGGUCGAUUACAGAUGAAAUGAGUUCAGUACUUCACCAGCUCCGGUAGGGAGCGCAGUGCAUCAGGAGCCGUUUUCAAUCAUGGACUGAACGUCUGCUUUUCUUUAGCUUGUAAAUUCUGAGUUUGUGAGGGUUGAAAUUGGCGAGUGAUGCAAAGUUUAAGCUGAAAGUGUCACAUUUUAAUUUCAUUUAAUUUUAACCAAAAUGGAUGAAAUGUUUUUUGUUCUUUCUUUGAUUUUUAAAGGAAAGAUUAAAGUGGUGAUCUGGUUAUUAACAGCAUUAUUUCAUUAAGCCAUAGAAUCAGAGCGGAGUUUAUUUAAGUGUGUUUAUAGUUCAUUACUCUCCCGGGCUCGUGGAAAUAAACAGAAAUAAAAAGAAUAAAAAAUAAAAGAGGAAAUGUAAAAUAGUUGAAUGUAUGAUAUGAUGAAUCUUUCUGCUCUGUAGGCUGUGAUUCGCUCUUAGUGUCCAUUUAUAUAGUUCUGCUUUACCUUAAUAAAUACAAAUAAAACCCCAAAAAACCUCAAACA
Messenger RNA from Trichomycterus rosablanca, 4817 nucleotides. It is a transcript of the gene larp1, whose product is annotated as La ribonucleoprotein 1, translational regulator. Gene Ontology annotation, cellular component: cytosol; cytoplasmic stress granule. Gene Ontology annotation, molecular function: RNA cap binding. Lineage: Eukaryota; Metazoa; Chordata; Actinopteri; Siluriformes; Trichomycteridae. The transcript has 18 exons. Gene Ontology annotation, biological process: mRNA stabilization; positive regulation of translation. The record is from RefSeq and is a predicted model, not a curated record. The coding region runs from base 223 to 3246 and encodes 1007 amino acids.